CACUCGCAAUUCACAUAGCAGGGUAUUGUCUAUAUUUCGUUGUCCCUCUUUCUUUUUAUUGUAUUGCGUACAUAUCUGGAUUUCAUUCUUUUCGGUUGGGCCUCUCCGCAAGUAAUGCAAUCGAGCGAAUCCUCGAAGACUGAGCAGGCAAUUUCCACAUCCAUAGAAGUUGAGAAUGGGACUCGUCCGCAAGAUGGUUCCUCUCAAAAUGUACAACAAGGCAGUCAUGAGAUGAGCACGAGUAUAGAAAGAGGCAGAGAUCAACAAUAUGCCUCGCAAUGGCAUAGACGAAGGAAGAGGAUACUCGACAGACUUCCUAUACCGGUGCAACGCUACUCACGCAAGAUAGUGGCCUGGAUCAAGGGGCCGCAGCCUCCGAGGAUACACAGGAUCUCGCCCUUUCUUGAGAAGGUCCAGGGGCGUCCAUUUCGGUUGCUUUUACGGUUCCCCAAGAGCGUGCGGGUAGGCCUUGUGAUGUUGCUGUUCGUCGUAUGGGUGGUUCUCUUCGGAGUCAUCUUGUCCAAGUUCAGUCUACCGGCAGAUAUUGCUGGGUACGGUCCUCCUGUGAAAUUGGCGUGUACUACCCGACCAUGGUUCGGCGCCCAAAGUUGCGGUCUGGAUGGAAGAAACUGCCUCCCCUUCUCCAACACCAGCUUCGCAUUCGCCUGCCCUGCAGACUGCGCCGGCGCCCAAGUCCUCAACCCUUACACCAUCGGCGACCAGCAAAUCAUGUACCGUCCACUCGUCAUAGGCGGCACGCCAGACCCCUCGCUCGACAACCUCCCCGUCUACCGAGGUGACUCCUUCAUCUGCAGCGCAGCCAUCCACGCCGGGAUCCUCGAGAACUCGCGCGGCGGUUGCGGCGUCGUCUCCCUGGUCGGCACGAGAUCGUCCUUUGGCUCCAUCCAGCGAAACGGAAUCACCAGCCUGGCCUUCAACUCCACCUUCCCCCUUUCCUACACCUUCCCUACCUCCCCUGCCAUCCUCUCCUCCUCGGCCCAAUGCCGCGAUCCCCGGUGGAACCUGUUGAUCCUCUCCACCAUCAUCUCAACACUCAUCUCCCUCGUCUCAACCCACCCCCUAACCUUCUUCCCCCCGAUCUUCACCAUCCUCUUCUUCCAAACCGCACUCGCCUCAGACCCAGCACCCACCCCGGACCUCCCCUCCCUCGCCUCCUCCGCCCUAUCUACCUUCCUCCCCGCCACCCUCAUCAUGGCCUUCCUCUACAAAACCACCCUCCACCGCACCCUCUCCCAUCUUUCCCCCCUGGCAAACCUCGAAAAAACCCUCCUCUGGCUCGCCCCCGCCUGGCUCGCCGCCCUCUCCAACUCGACCCUCUCGCGCAUCCCCCUCCAGCGCCUCACACCGCACGACAUCCGCCAACAGCCCGGCGCCGUCGUCGCUCUCGUCCUCAUCGUGCUCGUCAUCGCCGCCGCAGCCGUGUGGCAGGCUUGGUGUCUACAACUCGAGGGCCGCUUACCCGGGUUCUUAGCCCUGUAUGCCGCCAUAGGGAUAGGGUUGGGCAUUCUGGCCGCGAUCCCCGGGGGGUUGGAACUUAGGAUCCAUCAUUAUAUCCUCGCGCUGCUGCUGCUCCCCGGCACAGGCCUGCAGACGAGGGCGAGUCUGGUCUGGCAGGGUUUGCUGGUCGGCUUGUUCGUGAAUGGCGUGGGGAGGUGGGGGUUUGCGUCCAUUCUGCAGACAAGUCGGGAGCUAAAGGGGGAUGCGUUGAUGGGCGUGGGGAGUCCCAUGCCGGAGAUUGUUGACGUCGUGGUGAGUGCGGGUGGUGGGGAGGCGAUUCGGUUUGUCUGGGCGGCGGUGGAGAAUGGGUUCGAUGGCGUGAGUGUGCUUGUGAAUGAUGUCGAGAGGUUUAGGAGCGGUGUUGGCGCUGAUGUCUCAGCUUCUCCUUCGAACGGAGCCUUUGACGGCUCCUCCACCUUUCCAGCAGGCAAUACCACGCUUCUAAAUAGUAGCACCAGCGACGCAGACAGAUCUUUCACUUACCACCGUCGACAGGAACCCUCUUCUUCUUCGGACGUGCCAACCUACUUCCGCUUCGGCUUCGUCAAGACCCUGCCCUUUGGCAACGUCGUCUACUCGGAUUUCACGGCCCCCGGGGUUUGGUGGCCGAAUGGGACGUGGGGUGGGAUUCCACAGGGGAGGAGUUAACCGGCAGUAUGCAUGGAUAGAUAGAUAGAUUCGUCUUGAUUGUGAUUGUGAUUGUGGAGGGUGGACUCGAUCGACUACCAGUAGAGUAGUUAUUAUGUAUACACCCAG
Messenger RNA from Westerdykella ornata, 2274 nucleotides. RefSeq lists its product as uncharacterized. The coding region runs from base 115 to 2166 and encodes 683 amino acids. The record is from RefSeq and is a predicted model, not a curated record. NCBI's taxonomy places the organism in Eukaryota, Fungi, Ascomycota, Dothideomycetes, Pleosporales, Sporormiaceae. The transcript has 2 exons.